Molecule: messenger RNA, 2118 nt
Organism: Zasmidium cellare ATCC 36951
Lineage: Eukaryota; Fungi; Ascomycota; Dothideomycetes; Mycosphaerellales; Mycosphaerellaceae
Exons: 9
Coding region: 1-2118 (705 amino acids)
Biological process (GO): isoprenoid biosynthetic process
Molecular function (GO): prenyltransferase activity
Source: RefSeq, a predicted model, not a curated record
AUGCACAGGCCAUUCAAGUAUUCGGUCGCUGUACCAGCGCAGCUUUAUCAGCAAGACGAGUGGUUUUGCAGCUUCACGCCCCGCAUCCACCGAGACUCUCACCUCGCAGAUGAAGGAUCCUGGAAAUGCCAAGUUGACUUCCUGUCUGCAACUGGCCCGGAGGAUUCUGAGCGUAACAAGAGCCACAAGAGCUACGCCGUAGGAUGUAUUAAUCCCGUUGUCGGAAAUUUUACAGCCUUGUGUGCUUCUGAAGCUCUCCCCGAAAGGCUCACAUUGACAACUUACAUGGUGGAGUACGCAUACAUUCACGAUGAUGUGAUUGAGUACGCGGAAGACAAGACAGAAGAAAAGCUGCAAGAGGCGAAUCGCGAGCUCGUUGAGGGGCUCGAUAUGGACGAUGAAGGAGUCACAGGAACGAAGGCUCAUAUCAAAAGGAGACAACUUCAGGCGAAGAUGGCCGUUGAGCUUAUUGAUAUGGAUCGGGAUAAAGGGCUGGAAUGCCUUCGCCUAUGGAAGGAGAUGUCGCACGUUUUUGUGUCUAUUCGGGACGUCAAUUUUCGGACACUCGACGAGUACUUACCCUUUCGCUUCGUCGACGCUGGUUGCCCCUGGACCAUGAGCCUUCUAUGUUUCUCCAUGGACUUCGCACUGACAAAGGCUGAGGAAGUGGAACUUUCCCACAUCACUAUCUCUGCAUACAAUGCUUGGGUUCUUGUGAACGACUACUUCUCUUGGGAGAAAGAGGUCUUAAACUACAAGGCAAAUGGGAGCGUGGGGGAGAUUGUUAGUGCGGUAUUUCUGUUUAUGAGAUGGUACUCCGUUGAUGCCAAGCAAGCCAAAGAACUGCUAAGAGCAGAAAUCAUAUCUCGAGAGAAGAUCUAUUCUGAGCUGAAGGAGAGACAUUUGCGCCAGGCUAAUGUGACGGAGCGAACGAGGUACUGGUUUACCUUGCUGGAUCUGGUCACAGCCGGAAACUUCAUUUGGAGUAUGACUACUGCCAGAUACCUCAAAGGAGACGACGCGUAUCCAGCUCUUCGGGCUAAACAUCACCUGACAUCCGGCGAUUCAACCGAAAACAAUCUUGAUCAGCCAAUCUCCGCGGCUGUGACAGAGAACGGCCAUGCAAAUGGGCAGAACGGAACAGCUUCUUUGCCACAAAGUGUGCCAUGUAUGCAAUCGGAAAGGCCGUUUCUGCAGUUGCCAGCCGCCCUACUCGCGCCUUAUGAAGAGACCGUGCUUGAACCUUGCGACUACAUUCGGUCAAUGCCGUCCAAGGGUGUCCGAAACUCAGCUAUUGAUGCGCUCGAUGUCUGGUACGAGGUUCCAGAGAGUUCGCUAGACGCCAUUCGAGGUAUUGUCAAUAAUUUGCACAAUUCUUCUCUAAUGCUCGACGACGUCCAAGAUGAAUCUAGCCUUCGACGCGGCCAGCCUGCUGCACAUAUCAUAUAUGGAACGGCGCAGACAAUUAACGCGGCGAACUUUCUUAUGAUGAAGGCUAUCAAGGCCGCUGAGAAGCUUUCUGCUGCAGCUCUGACUAUUCUGACAGACCGCCUGUUAGACGCACAUGUUGGUCAAGGGCUAGAUCUGUACUGGAAGCACCAUACCAUUAUACCCGCGGAAAGGGAGUACUUUGCGAUGGUGGACGGCAAGACGGGUGGACUGUUCACCCUCCUGGCAGACUUAAUGAAAUCCGAGGCAACGAACAACAGAAACCUGGACUGCGGGAACCUGAUGAUCUUGGUCGGCCGUUUUUUCCAAGCACGCGACGGCUAUCAAAAUCUCGAAAACGCAGAAUACACCGAACAGAAGGGAUACGCCGAAGACAUCAGCGAAGGAAAAAUAUCAUUGCCUUUGAUUCACACUUUGCAAUCGAAGUCGCAUCGUAGUCGACUGCUCAGCAUCUUGCAGCAGCGCAAAAAUGGCAGGGAAGUACCACAUGAAGUCCGCAGACUCGCAGUCAAGGACAUCAAAGCUGCUGGAGGUCUUUCAUAUGCACGGGGUGUAUCAUCGCGCUUGGAAGAGGAGGUGAACACAGUCCUUGCGGAUCUUGAGAAGCAGGCCGGGAGGAAGAAUUGGAUCUUGCGGCUAUUACAAGCACGUCUGCACAUUGAUAAUUAA